GCCAUUAGUCCCGGGAGUCCACCUAGCUAGACACAUGGGUAGAGAAGGGGCUCGAGGCCUCAUUUUUGGAGCUGUUGGGGGCCUUCCGCUUCCCCGCUGUAGACGGAACCUCCGUAUGAACUUCUCAUCCGUUCGGCGGCACCCUUCGUGAUCUCCGCUAUUCCGAUUCUUCUUUCCAAAUCGUAUGCCAGUGUGAAGAGUCCUGUGAGGGCAAGAGAGUAGCCUUCUGGUUCUCCCAGUGCGCUGUUGUUCAGGCAAAUUGUCUGUCGUUCUCACAGGAUGACUGCUCUUGGGCUGUCUCCCACAUUCGCUGUGUCUACCCAGGACCCCACCUGUCUGCAAGAGCCAGAAUUUCCUCUUUCUUCAAAAGACCAUUCCUGUCCUCAGAACUUGGACCUGUGUGCUUGUAGUGAUCUGGAGCCUCACAUACCAGCUGGGUUUGGUUCCCAGGAAUCAGUGACUUUCCAGGAUGUUGCUGUGGACUUCACUGAGAAGGAGUGGCCCCUGUUGGAUUCUUCCCAGAGAAAACUGUACAAGGAUGUGAUGCUGGAGAACUAUAGCAACCUCACUUCGCUGGGGUAUCAGGUUGGCAAGCCCAGCCUCAUUUCUCACCUGGAGCAAGAGGAAGAGCUGAGGAUCGAGGAGAGGGGCACCCAGCAAGGCCCUCGUCCAGAUUGGGAGACUCCAUCUAAAACCAAGUGGUCAAUUCUUAUGGAAGAUAUCUUUGGAAAGGAGACGUCCAGUGUUGUGACAAUGGAGGAAGCAUGUUCCAGAGACACUGAAUACUGUGAAGUUGGGAAAAACCCUCCACCUAGUCUCAAAGUUCUUCACUCCAAGUUCUCAUUACAGGAAAGAGCUCGUCUUGGAGAGAAGUCCACUGAAUAUGCUCACUUGUUUGAAGUCUUCAGCAUGGGUGCUCAUCUUACCCAGCCAAUGAGAAGGCAUACUGGCAAGAGGCCCUAUCACCGCCGCAACUAUGGGAUAGCUUUCAAGAGCAGACCACAGCUGACUCAACAUGUGAGCCUGUUUGACGGCAGAAAAAUGCAUGAAUGUCAUCAGUGCCAAAAAGCUUUCACCACAAGUGCUUCCCUCACCCGGCACAGGAGAAUACACACUGGGGAGAAACCCUAUGAAUGCACUGACUGUGGGAAAGCCUUCAAUGACCCUUCAGCCCUUAGAAGUCAUGCGAGGACUCACCUCAAAGAGAAGCCCUUUGACUGCAGUCAGUGUGGAAAUGCAUUCCGGACCCUUUCAGCCCUGAAGAUACACAUGAGAGUUCACACUGGUGAGAGGCCUUACAAAUGUGAUCAGUGUGGGAAGGCCUAUGGUAGGAGCUGCCACCUCAUUGCACACAAGAGAACACACACUGGAGAGAGGCCCUACGAGUGUCACGACUGUGGGAAAGCCUUCCAGCACCCCUCCCAUCUUAAAGAGCACGUCAGGAACCACACUGGGGAGAAACCCUAUGAGUGCAUGCAGUGUGGCAAAGCCUUCCGAUGGAAAUCUAAUUUUAAUUUGCACAAGAAGAACCACAUGGUAGAGAAAACCUAUGAAUGUAAGGAAUGUGGGAAAUCCUUCGGCGAUCUUGUGUCACGGAGGAAACACAUGAGAAUUCAUAUUGUCAAGAAGCCUGUUGAAUGCCGACAGUGUGGGAAAACCUUCAGGAACCAGUCUAUCCUGAAGACACACAUGAACUCUCACACUGGAGAGAAACCCUACGGGUGCGAUCUCUGUGGGAAAGCUUUCAGUGCAAGCUCAAACCUAACUGCACACAGGAAAAUUCACACUCAAGAGAGACGCUAUGAAUGCACGGCCUGUGGGAAGGUGUUUGGUGAUUACUUAUCCCGGAGGAGGCACAUGAGCAUUCAUCUUGUAAAGAAACGCGUGGAGUGUAGGCAGUGUGGGAAAGCCUUUAGAAACCAGUCGACCCUGAAGACACACAUGCGGAGUCACACAGGAGAGAAACCAUAUGAGUGUGAUCACUGUGGGAAAGCCUUCAGCAUAGGCUCUAACCUGAAUGUGCACAGGAGAAUCCACACUGGGGAGAAGCCCUAUGAAUGCCUGGUCUGUGGGAAAACCUUCAGUGACCACUCAUCCCUGAGGAGUCAUGUGAAAACUCACCGAGGAGAGAAGCUCUUUGUGUCACAAGUGUGGAAAAGACUCCAGUGAGCGAGCCUGCUUUAAUGUGAGCACUCAGACUGGAAAUGAGCCUUGUGCACGUGAGAAGGCAGAAAGCUUCUUAUGAGCUGUCACCUUGCUGGGCAUAAGAGAAUACACAUAGCUUGGGAGAAAUCCAGUUCCUGGAGAGACUAUGGAAAGACAAGUUGUUCUCAUCCCUUAGGAGAUUUGUGAGACUUUACUCUGGGGUAGAAAACAUACUUUGUAGUAUGGAGAAGCCUUCAGGGUGCAUUCUGCUUUUAAACAUAUGAGAACUUAGGGAACAGAAGCCCUGGCUUGGCAUCUAAUGUCAAGAUGACUAUAGCAUCACCUCUCACCUGGGCACAAGAGUUAACUGCACUGGGGAGAGUCUCUGUGAAUCUCUGCAGUGACUGGGGAAACUUUCCCUGGUCUCAUGCUCUUUUUAUCCAUGAGAGAAAUCACACUGAAGAGAGGAAUGUAGGAAAGUCACUAACACAGGUCACAGCAGACCAUGGUUUAUAUAGCUUGCAGACUGACAACAGUUCCAUUUGUAAAGAGGAAGAAUAAAUGACAGAGACCAUCUGUGGCCAACAAAACCUAUAAUACUAGCUAUCUGGCCCUUUGCAGAAAAGCAAUGUUGACCCUUGACCUACAGCAGUGGUUCCCAGUUGGGGAUGAUUUUGCUGUCCAGGGGUUACUUGGCAGUGUCCUUUGGAGACAUUUUUGAUUUAUUAGAACUGGAGGGGAGGUCAAAGAGGGAGGCAGGUGGUGCGGCAUGUAGCAAGAAGACAUCAGAGGUGCUGCUAAAUUUCCUACAACCUUUAGGACCUCCCACCCUCAAAGAAAGAAUUAUGUGCCCUCAAAUAUCACCAUUGCUGAGGUUGCAAAUAAUCACUGUUUUAUUUCUUAGAUUUUACCCACAGUAAUCCAUUUUUAUGAAUUCUUGUGAGCACUUAAAUAGGAGAAAGUUCUUUUCAAACUUAGACAAUAUAAUAGUGGUGAUAAUCCCUAUGUGGUUGUGACAUCAGCCUUGAUUGCCUCACUUGCUGUGCAUAUGAGAGUUCUUGAGAGACCCCAGUGGGAUUCUUCCAGUGGAUAUGAAAUUGCACUUAACCAAUCUUUCUUCAUGGAAACAGAGCCCGGCUCAUUAACUUUUAGUUUUUAUUUUUAAGUUUAUGUUCUUCCAAAUAACCUGCAUCACGAAAAGUCUGUAUAUAGCAUGUUUACUAGAGCCUCAUCCUCAAAACGUCUUAAUUUCCUUUGUGAUAA
Nycticebus coucang (slow loris) is the source of this 3408-nucleotide messenger RNA. It is a transcript of the gene ZNF317, whose product is annotated as zinc finger protein 317. The record is from RefSeq and is a predicted model, not a curated record. Gene Ontology annotation, cellular component: nucleus. Gene Ontology annotation, biological process: regulation of transcription by RNA polymerase II. The transcript is spliced from 8 exons. Gene Ontology annotation, molecular function: DNA-binding transcription factor activity; RNA polymerase II cis-regulatory region sequence-specific DNA binding. Bases 280 to 2169 code for a protein of 629 amino acids. Lineage: Eukaryota; Metazoa; Chordata; Mammalia; Primates; Lorisidae.